CUUUUGUUUCGAGCAAUCAGCAAAAUGUAAAUGACCAUAAUUCCCGGAUUCUGAUAUAUAAAUCUACAUUUAUUUUGAGCAGAUAGGUAGACCUUGGAAAAAGACAUAAUGUCUGAACACAAAGGAAACCAGCAGUUAACAGGAUAUGAAGUAAACACAACUGUCGCUGAUCUUAAGAAAGAGAUGGCAGAUGGGACAAAACUCAGGGUUAGUCCACAAAGUUCUCCAAAAAGACUACAGAAGAAAGCCAGUAAAAAGUACUGGACUGUCCGAUUCUACAAUACAGAAGAAGCCGCGACAAAAUUGGACGGACUGUCACUAGCCAACUGUAACCCGACGUCAGAACAUGGUUCUGUAUCAGAGAGGAAGGAUUCAAAUCAAGACACUAGUCAACCAUUAUCAGACCAGCUCUCUGCAUCAGAAACAAACCCAGAGCUAACAACCAUUAUACAGGUCCCAGAGAGGAUGGCAUGUAAUUCCUGUGGUGUGGAGUUCCAGAGUAGACAAGAUCAGAAAGAGCACUUUAAAUCAGAUUGGCAUCGCUAUAACCUUCAGAGGAAACUCAAAGGAAAAACAAGUCUUAAAGAGGAAGAAUUUGAGGAUAUUUGUGGUUCCGUCUCAAGCAUCUCAGGUUCAGAUUCUGACUCGGAAAAUGAGGAGACCACUCCCCCCAAACUUCCCCGCCCCUUACAACUCAAGCAGCAAGACGAGGAUCUCAGCAGCUGUGACAGCGAGAGUGAAGUGGGCGGGGCCUCAGAGGGAGAAAUGGGUGGGGCAUCCAAUGAGAGCGCCAGGAAAUAUCCUAAAAUAUUCUUCCGUAAUUCGGAGGGUCUACUGGUGUCUGUGUACAGAUGUGUUGUACAUCAUAAAAAGGUCAAAGUUCAGAAUCAUUCAGAACUGGUUUCCCUGGUAAACAACAUUACACAGGAGAUGAAGUGGGCCGUUUUAAUGUGUGGAGGGGGUCAUUUUGCAGGAGCUGUUUUUGAUAAGGAGAAACUGAUCCUCCACAAGACGUUUCAUCGCUAUGUAGUGAGGGCUAAAAGGGGCACGGCACAGGGAACACGAGACAGUCAGGGAAAUGCCCCUAAGUCUGGUGGGGCCAGCAUAAGGAGACACAAUGAGGCAGCAUUAAAGGAGGAAAUCAAGUCAUUGUUGGAAUCUUGGAAAGGAGCGUUAGACAGCUGUGACAGAAUAUUCAUUAGGGCUGAAGGGGAAUUUAAAUUGUUAAAAUGAAGGGACAAGUCCCCUUACAAGGGGAGAUAAUCAAGAAAAGACAAAAACAAAAGAAUAUUUCUACACGGGAAGUCCCCACCCUUUAACAAAGACGACCAGAGAGUCCGAAUGAUUCCAUUUCCCACACGACGCCCCACUCUUAAUGAAACCAGAAGAGUGUUUGAAAUGUUAUCUUCCAUUGAGUGUUAUGGAGAAGAGGCAGAUAUCCAGAAUUAUGUUCCCAUUUCCCCACCUGUGACCUUUAAUGCAGCCCUGGGUCAGUUGGAGGUCGUCAAUAAGGACCCACAGAAGGGACGACAGAGAAGAUUGUCAGAAACCAGAAGAGUGUUUGAAAUUUUACCUCUGACACUAGUUCUAAAAAAUAAUGUAAAAGAGAAGGUUCUAUUGAGGGCACAACAAAUACAGGUCUUAGAAGAUGAGAUGCAGAAUGAAAAUCAGCCCUCCUCCUCUGGAGGGUCCACCACAAGUGAUGCUGAUCUUGUGGAAACCAUGGGGACACUGUCCACAUUAGAGCUGCAGGAGUUUGAAGCCACGAAGAAUCCAAACAGAAAGAAAAACAAAAACAGACGAAGGAGAUUGUCGAAACAUCAGCUGGAACCAGAGACAGACCCGUUAGAAGAGGAAAAAUAUCACCUGAAAAAUUCACUGUUUACAGCUUGUAAAACAGGAGAUAUAGAAACACUUAGAAAUUUAAUGGCUGUUUUCUCAAAGAGUGUUCCAAAAUUAGAAUCACCAGAAAAAAUUCCACAUGGGACAGAAAAAAAUUUUCAUACUAGCACUUUACAGCAUUGUCAAAAUAAUAGUGAAAAUAGUGAACUGACCUCUAAGAUAUAUAGUGAUUCAACGAAUUGUGAUGUACAAAACAUAAAUAGACUAGAGAAUUUAAAUGAAAAAGAGUCUAUUUCUUCUGUGAACUUAUCAGCACCUUCUGAAAAUUCAUCAGAAAAUCUGAUACAAAAAGAGCUUUUGCAAAGACCAUCAGGUAAAGCAGACAGUCGACCAGGAUCAUCAACUUCAGAGGAACUCUUGUCACCAAUAGAUACCAAUGACAUGCUAAAUGAAGCAAUAGGAGACAAUAAAUUGACUUUGUUACACAUUGCUGCUAAGGAGGGGCAUGGGAAAGUCAUCAAGAUACUAAUGGAGAGUGGUGCUAACCCAGCUGCAAGAGAUAAAUUUGGCCAGACUCCAUACAACCAUGGAAAAGAUAAGGAGACAAGGAAUGAAUUCAGGAAGUUUAUGGGCCGUUAUCCUGAUCGUUAUGAUUAUAAAACAGCACAGAUUCCAAGUGCAUUAACAGAUGAUAUGGAGCAAGAAAGAAAACAGAAAGCAGCAGAGAGGAAAAAAUUACAGAAAAAAGCCAAACAAGAGAGAAUGAAAGAAAAAAGGGAGGAAGAAGCUGUAAAAGAAGCAGAGGAAAGAGAGAAGAAAAGAUUCCUGGCUCUGUCGGAUAGAGAGAAGCGUGCCCUUGCAGCAGAGAAGAGGCUACUGAAAAACAUUGAGGGGACAGGGCAAAAAUCUCCAGUUUUGAGUCGCUGUUUCCAGUGUGGUGGGGAUAUGACGGGAAAAGUUCCAUUUGAAUAUUUCGAUUUCAAGUUCUGUUCACCCAAAUGUUUGAAACAGCACAGAAUGGAAGAGAAGAAGACAUAGUUUCCGCAAGCUUUUGCUGUAAAGAAAUCUCUCUGUUUAUAUGUCUUGUUUGUGUAUAUGCCUGUCUGUGAGUAAAGACUAAAAUAUAAAAAAUGGACUUCAAAAUUCUAGACCACGUUGUACAAUUACAGUAACUUGUCAAUAUCGUUUUUGAAUAUUGAUAUAUUUUUUUAUCAAUUAAAUAAAAAUUUCUAUAAUUUAUUUUUCAUUCAAAAUAAAGUGGUGUCAAGAAAGCGCCUGAUUUAAUUUUUCUGCAAUAUUUUU
Molecule: messenger RNA, 3144 nt
Organism: Saccostrea cuccullata (small rock oyster)
Lineage: Eukaryota; Metazoa; Mollusca; Bivalvia; Ostreida; Ostreidae
Product: tRNA endonuclease ANKZF1-like
Exons: 16
Molecular function (GO): protein binding
Source: RefSeq, a predicted model, not a curated record